CACAGACACACACACACACACACACACAGACGCACAGUGUUUCACUCUGGAAGAAAGUGUCCGUGUGCAGUGCGCGCUUUCGGGGUUGCAGCGCUGCGUCGCUGCCUCCUGAUGUCUUCUCUGAGGAAUAGUUAAAGCGGGUGAGGAGGGAAGGAAGGAAGAAAAAACCCUGGACUUCAUGUUUAUUUUUUAGUCAACUUUUAUUUAUAUAUGUAUUUAUUUAUUUAUUUAUUUAUUGGUUUGCUCCCGGAUCAGAGUUGAUCUGAUCGAUGCCGCACGGCUGCGCGAGGACUUUACGCAAGGAUUUUAACAUGCUCCCGGUGUUAAGAGGAACCUAACGACACUGCUCCACAGCAUCUCUGUCGGAAUUACGACUUUUUGGUCGUUUUUCUUUCUUUCUUUCUUUCUUUCUCUCCUUUUGAAGAUGGACCAGUUGAAGACCCGAGCUCGAGCCGCUGCGCUGACCCUCCUUGCGCUUUUGCAUCUCGCGUCUUUGGUGACGGCGGUAACGCGCGAUCCACCGGGCAAGACCCUGAAGUACAAAGUUCUGGAGGAGCAGCGAGCGGGCACGGUGAUCGGGAGGUUACGGGAGGACGCGGCGGCGCCACUGGCUCGCCUUCCCAGCUCGGUGUCGCCACGCUUCCGCGCCAUGCACGCGGGCAGCAGCGCGCCGCUGAUCGCCGUGCGCGAGGAAGACGGUGAGAUCAGCGUGGGCUCGCGCAUCGACCGAGAAGCGCUGUGCGGCAGCCAUCCGAACUGCACACUCGAGUUCGACGUGGUCACUUUGCCCGCUGAACACCUGCAGCUCUUCCGUGUCCAGGUCGAAGUCUUGGAUGUUAACGACCACCCACCCCGGUUCUCCCGUUCAGUUGUGCCUGUUGAGAUCUCCGAGAGUGCAGCAGUUGGAACCCGCCUGCCCCUUGAUGCAGCUUCUGACCCAGAUGUGGGCGACAAUGCAUUGCACGCCUACUCCCUGGAGCGAAAUGGUUUCUUCCGCAUCGAUGUCCGCACCCGUACUGAUGGUGCCCGUUAUGCUGACCUGGUUGUUGUGCGAGAGCUGGACAGAGAGACCCAAUCGAACUUCCAACUGGUCCUCAGUGCAGCAGAUUCGGGUUCACCGCCACGCUCUGGGUCAACACUUCUCAAAAUCAACGUUCUGGAUUCCAACGACAAUAGCCCAGUGUUUGACCAGCAGGCCUAUGCCGUCAGCCUUCCGGAAAACUCUAUUCCUGGAACCCUGCUGGUGGAUUUGAACGCCACAGAUCCAGAUGAAGGCACCAAUGGCAAGAUCAUCUACUCCUUUAGCAGCCAUGUGUCCCUCAAGAUUCUUGAGACAUUUAAAAUUGAUCCCGAGAAUGGACAAAUCACGUUAAUCAAGAAGGUAGACUAUGAGACUACUUCAUCCUAUGAGCUGGAUGUCCAGGCUCAGGAUAUGGGGCCUAACUCUAUUCCGGGCCACUGCAAGAUCAUCGUUAAAGUGGUGGAUGUCAACGACAAUAAGCCUAAAAUUAAUAUCAACCUGAUGACGCAGGGGAAGGAGGAGGUGGCCUACAUCUCAGAGGCAGCACCAGUGGACACCUUCAUCGCAUUGGUGCGUGUGGAUGACAGUGACUCUGGUCUGAAUGGAGAAGUGACAUGCAAAUUGCACGGACACGGCCACUUCCGGCUGCAGAAAACCUACGAGAACAACUACAUGAUCCUAACCAAUGUGUCUCUAGACCGUGAGAAACGUUCUGAGUACAGCCUGACAGUGAUUGCAGAAGACAAAGGUUCUCCUAGCCUUUCUACCAUCAAACAUUUUACCGUGCAAGUGCAGGAUGAAAAUGACAACCCACCACGCUUUGAGAAGAGCCGCUAUGAGAUCUUCAAGUCUGAAAACAACUCACCUGGUGCAUAUCUCACCUCAGUUUCAGCCACUGAUCCAGAUCUGGGGACCAAUGGUCAGGUGACCUACUCUAUCUUGGAAAGCAUGGUUCAGGGAAGUUCCAUCUCCACCUAUGUAACCAUCGACCCAUCCAAUGGUGCCGUGUAUGCUUUGAGGAGCUUUGAUCGUGAGGAAGUGGGCCGUUUGGCCUUCACGGUUCAAGCACAGGAUGGUGGAAGUGGAACAUCACUAAGUGCCAAUGCCACUGUAAUCUUGACUGUUCUAGAUGAAAAUGACAACGCGCCAAUUAUUCUGGCACCAGCCCUCAGCAACCACACAGCUGAUGUGCCACUCUGGAGGCAGGCCGAACCUGGACACUUGGUGACAGUCAUCAAGACGAGCGAUCGGGAUGCUGGUGCCAACGGAGAAGUGACAUGCUCCAUUGUGGGUGGAAAUGAAGAAGGGUUGUUCUUAAUGGAACCAAGAAGGUGUGAGCUCAGGACCAACGGAAGUGUGGAUUUGAUGGGACGUGACAGUAUUGACCUGGCUGUGUUGGUUCAGGACCGCGGCGCCUCGACACGCCUUUCUACUCGUGCAGUUCUUCAUGUCCUGUUACGUGACCACCCUGAGAGUCAAUUCAUACCUUCGGAUUCUGGCAGCCAGUCCUCACUUGACCUCUCCAUGAUCAUCAUCAUCUCCCUGGGUGCUAUCUGUGGUGUCCUUCUGCUCGUCAUGGUAUUGUUUGCCACACGCUGCUCUCGAGACCAGAAGGACCCACGACACUCGUACAACUGCCGUGUGGCAGAGUCCACCUACCAGAACCACCCGAAGAAACCGGCCAGGCAGAUCCACAAGGGGGAUAUCACGCUGGUGCCCACUGUGAAUGGAACACUGCCUGUAAGGGCACAUCCACGCUCACCUUCAGGCUCUCCGGCUCCCGACAGCAGGCACAGCCACCACAGCCGCCAAUCACUUAACAGCCUGGUAACCAUCUCCUCCAAUCACGUGCCAGAGAAUUUUGCUUUGGAGCUUGCUCAUGCCACACCACCUGUGGAGCAAGUUUCACAGCUUCUGUCCAUACUUCAUCAGGGCCAGUACCAACCCAGACCGAGUUUCCGUGGCAACAAAUACACUCGGAGCUACAGGUACGCGCUGAACGAGAUGGACAAGUUUAGUCUGAAGGACAGUGGCCGAGGAGACAGUGAAGCUGGAGACAGCGAUUGUGAAAUGGGACGAGAGUCUCCAUUGCUGGGAGAGGGAUUUGGGGAGGUCUUCACUCCUGAUGGACAGCACCGUCCACACCCAGCGAUGAGGCUGUGCACGGAAGAGUGUCGCGUCCUGGGCCAUUCCGAUCAGUGCUGGAUGCCCCCACUGUCCUCACAGGCCACAGCCGAUUACCGGAGCAACCUUUACAUUCCUGGUGAGGAUCCUCAGCAGGCUCCUGCCCCUGAAGCCACCCAAUCAGGAGAGUCCACCCUGAGGAAGAAAAGCUUCUCAACUUUCGGUAAAGAGAGCGAGGAAGAGGAAGGACAAGAAGCCGAAGCAGAGAAAGGAGAAGACAUUUGCGGGACCACGUCGCUGCUUUCGGAGAUGAACAGCGUUUUCCAAAGGCUCCUUCCCACAUCACUGGAUGCCUAUACUGAGACUAAUGAGACUGAGCGAGUGCCUGUGGGGGCGGGGUCACUUGAAAGGAGAAAGGGGCACCUGCCAGGUAAAGCGAACGCCGCCUCGGCGUUUCAGCACGGCGUGGCAGCCUGGGCCGCCAACACACAUUUCCAGAACCCGGGUCAUGGCCACGCGCCCGCCAGUCACAUGGCUACCUCAGUGGCGGCUCCACCUCUCGCCGCUCCUCUAUCCAUGUCAGCUUCCUGUUCAAAAUGGCUGCCAGCGAUGGAGGAGAUUCCGGAGAAUCACGAAGAGGACGAGCUGGAGUCGGUGCUCCAUGGUAAGCGUUGCGAGAGCCGCAGCGAGAUCAUGGAUGCCAGCGAGCUUGUCGCAGAGAUUAACAAACUUCUCCAGGAUGUGCGACAAAGUUAGAAACAGAUACUGUUAAACAAAUUAAACACGCAAUGCGCGUAAGUGGUAUUUUAAAGCAAACAAACAAAAAAAAAAUAAGCAUAAUCAGAAACCUGCAAUUGUCCUUAAAAUUGCAUUUCUGACGUCACGUGUUUUGUGAAUGCUAAAUAUCCAAAUGAUGUAUGGAUUUCCUUGUUUUUUUUCGUUUUUUUUUUGGGACACAGUGUACACAAUGUGCGUGUAUUUAUCUUUGUAUUUUAAAAAUACAGUUUGUAGUCUUUAUAUUUAUAAAAAAAAAAAAAACGCCAUGUACAUAAACCUAUCAAUUAGAUUUUUAUUUUUAUAUUUUGAACGCAUGUUGAGAAAAUAAUCAAGGCUGACAUGCCAAUGUAAAUAGUCCUAUUUAUGAAAAAAACACACAUUUUUAUGUUAUUGUUACAUAUAUAAUAUAAUUAUAAUGAGAUUAUUGUGUUAUGGGGAGGGAAGCAUGUCGGGGUUUCGUAUUUAUAAUGGUUUAUUCUUGAUGUAUUGUGUCAAGCUCGGUUUAUGUUUAAAUAAAAACAAAGUGGACCUGU
Silurus meridionalis is the source of this 4455-nucleotide messenger RNA. It is a transcript of the gene pcdh18b, whose product is annotated as protocadherin 18b. Gene Ontology annotation, cellular component: plasma membrane. Gene Ontology annotation, biological process: homophilic cell-cell adhesion. Gene Ontology annotation, molecular function: calcium ion binding. Bases 425 to 3901 code for a protein of 1158 amino acids. Lineage: Eukaryota; Metazoa; Chordata; Actinopteri; Siluriformes; Siluridae. The transcript has 4 exons. The record is from RefSeq and is a predicted model, not a curated record.